UGCACUCUGAUCUCUUGUUAUCAGGGCAGUGCAGCUCAGCCCUACUCCUUAUCAGCCGUGUCAGAGCUCGCUUCGGCCAUGCUGAGCCUCUGUACAGCCUGUCCCUGCGUGCUACGGGGGCCAGACCCACAGCUGACGGCUUUAUGUGAGGAAGCGCUUUGAUAAAUGCUGUCACACGUGUGAACAAAGCAGCACUAGUUGUCAUAGGAUCACUGAAGAGAGCCAAUGUUGGACCUCAUUAUUCUGAGUGUUCAUUUCUUCACCUGCUUUCUCAUCUCUGUUUUGAUGUGGUGGGGAUCUAAGGACAUGGUUUUGCACAGCCCAAGCAAAGGAACAGUUGAAAUGGAGCCAGAUGAUCUUAUAUUAGUUGGAAAAGAAGAUGACAUAAAAAAGUCCCAAAGAAUAAUAGCCAAAGUCAAUGGCAGAGAAGUUGUUGUUUUCUACCAUGAAGGGAGAUUUUAUGUUCUGGACUCUCGCUGUUACCAUGAAGGUGGCCCUUUAUAUCUUGGAGAAAUAGAGGACAUUGAUGGUCAGACAUGUAUUAUCUGUCCUUGGCAUAAGUAUACAAUCACACUGGAAACAGGAGAAGGAUUAUAUCAAGGAAUAAACCCUUUGGAGCCAUCACCAACACCACGGUGGCAGUCAAAAGGAGUAAAACAAAGGAUUCAUAAAGUUACAGUAAAGAAUGGGAAUGUUUAUGUGAGUCCUCCAGAUAUGUCUGUAAGUUUUGACUCAGAUUAUUUUGCUGAGAAAUACAAAAAUGGUGGUGAUUUAGCUAUGAAAAAAUAAAGCAACUCACAAGUAGCAGAGCAAGUUUUGGAUAGAAAACAGAAUCCUGUUGAAUGUCUCUGUACAGAAUCACUGCUGUGAAAUGAAAAUAUAACAUGGCUGUCAAGAUUGUUUCCAGAUUAAAUGCUAAUGUUAAUAUAAUGAACUCAAUGUUGUAGAAAUCAGUAAGUAAGAUCUGCGUAGCUGGGGAUAUGACUGAUCCUGUGCCAGUGGUAUUUUGUUUUUACUUUGAAUUUCAAAGAGACUUAUUUGUAGCAGAACUCCUACAGUAUUUAAUAUUUUUUAAAUCAUCUUUUGCUAGAAUUAUUUUAAGUUUCAGGAGAUAAUGUGAUAUAUUACUACAUAUUAAACAUUUAUUAGUUCAAGAUAAAAAGUCUAGUAUAAAGGUUAUGUUCAUAUAUGCAACAGUUUGUACUUAGAAUGUCUUCUGUUUAACUGAUAUAGAAUGUUAUAAAUUUGUAGAUGUGUGAGAAAUUUCUGCAUUUUUUUGUAAAUCUAAAAGGCCAGAUUUUCAUAAGGAGAAGUGCAAAAUUUGAGCAAAUUUUGAUAUUCAUUUGUAUGCCUUUCUAUGCUAUUUCUGUGUUGCUACAAAAAUUUUAUGAAAGCAUUUAUUUGUCUUUUCUUUAUUGAACUCUUCUGGCAGUUCAUCAAAUAAUUAGACAUAUAUUUGUCAUGUGUAAAUUGUUCUUCCUGAUUCUAUUGUUAGCUAAGAAAGAAACUGUACAGUAAAAAAAGAGUGAUACAUAAGAUCAUGGUUCUUGUUUGUUUU
Messenger RNA from Meleagris gallopavo (turkey), 1558 nucleotides. It is a transcript of the gene RFESD, whose product is annotated as Rieske Fe-S domain containing. Gene Ontology annotation, molecular function: 2 iron, 2 sulfur cluster binding. Lineage: Eukaryota; Metazoa; Chordata; Aves; Galliformes; Phasianidae. The record is from RefSeq and is a predicted model, not a curated record.